This is a messenger RNA of Sesamum indicum (sesame), 947 nucleotides long. RefSeq names its product histidine-containing phosphotransfer protein 1. Gene Ontology annotation, cellular component: nucleus; cytoplasm. Gene Ontology annotation, biological process: cytokinin-activated signaling pathway; phosphorelay signal transduction system; phosphorylation. The record is from RefSeq and is a predicted model, not a curated record. NCBI's taxonomy places the organism in Eukaryota, Viridiplantae, Streptophyta, Magnoliopsida, Lamiales, Pedaliaceae. Gene Ontology annotation, molecular function: protein histidine kinase binding; histidine phosphotransfer kinase activity.
UGUAAGUUUCAGAAUUUCUGUGAUUUAACACAUCAUACAAAUCCAAAACCCCCAAAAAGGAGAAGACUCCAAAUCACUUCAAAAGUUUGGAUCUUCCUCUGCUCUGCUGCACUCUGUCUACAACGCAUUAAAUUCACCAAAUGCCCUUUUCAAUCAACCAUUUAUAACCCUUGAUUGUACCAUUUAUUCCUCAAGAUCUCCCACUUCCAAUCAUAUCUCUCUCUCUUCCCCCUUCUUUUGUUUUUGUCCAACACCCAAAGAAAAAGGGAAGAGCCCAUUAGGAGGAAAGCUAUGGAGGUGGAUCAGCUGCAGAGGAGUUUUCUUGAAUACAGUCGUCUUUUGUUUCAUGAGGGGUUCUUGGAUGGUCAGUUCAGUCAGCUGCAGCUACUUCAAGAUGAGAGCAACCCUGAUUUUGUGCUUGAAGUUGUGUCCCUCUUCUUUGAGGAUUCUGAAAGGCUUCUCAAUGAUCUCACCAUAGCAUUAGAUCAGCAGAAUGUAGACUUCAAGAAGCUAGAUGCUCAUGUUCACCAGUUCAAAGGCAGUAGCUCAAGCAUUGGUGCUCAGAGAGUCAAGAAUGUCUGUAUCGCUUUCCGCAACUUGUGUGACGAGCAAAAUGCUGAAGGGUGCCUGAGAUGCUUGCAACAAGUGAAGCAAGAGUACUUGCUAGUCAAGACCAAGCUCGAGGCCCUACUACGGUUGGAGCAACAGAUUGUGGCAGCUGGAGGAGCAAUUCCCAUGUUGAAUGAAUUUUGUUGAGUCAAAUGGAAGUUGUACUGAGUGGUGGAGGAGGAAUUUUCUUAUGAGUUCUUAUGUUGAAUCUAUCACUUUGGUUAAGGCUAAGGUUGUUGUUGUAUGGGAUUGCAUCAGAAGUGAUUGUUCUUCUGCUUCUUUGUCUGAACCGUGGAAAAAAUCCUCUGUCAAUAAUCCAUUUCGAUUGUCUUCUUAUC